Mytilus trossulus (common blue mussel) is the source of this 3792-nucleotide messenger RNA. RefSeq lists its product as uncharacterized. NCBI's taxonomy places the organism in Eukaryota, Metazoa, Mollusca, Bivalvia, Mytilida, Mytilidae. The record is from RefSeq and is a predicted model, not a curated record. The transcript has a single exon. Bases 288 to 3716 code for a protein of 1142 amino acids.
GUAGUCGAUCAUGUGACAUAGACAAAAGGUCGUACUUUGAAUUGUGUAAUGAUUUAAAUGUAACAGACCAUUUUACUGCAGUUGAAAUAUACAAUUUAUUUUCAGAAAUCAUUGCUAAUUUCUAUUCAGAUUUUUUCAAUGAUGAUUUAUACGACAGAGAUUUAAAUAGUUCAUAUUCCUAUGACACUUGUGGUCGUUCACCGAAUGUAAAUAGUACCUUUAACAGUAAUCAUGUCAUUAAUGAUGUUAAUAUUUUAUGUUUAAACUGUUGUGGCAUAAAGUCCAGAAUGCAAUAUCCAGAAUUUGAAAAUAUAAUUAAAAAGCACGAUAUCGUAUGUUUUGUUGAGACGAAAACGGACGAUAUUGAUGUCAUAAAUUUUCCUGGUUUUCACUUUGAAAUGAAAAACAGAAAAACGGUGAAUUGCAGACGAUCAGGAGGUAUUAUAGUUGGUUAUACGGAAAAGUUAAAGAACAUGAUAGAAAUUAAAGAAACAGAUUGUAAAUACGUUCUGUGGUUUCAAGUAAACGGGAAAGUUUUUAAUUUAGACAAACCCGUUGUUUUUGGCGUUGUUUACAUUCCUCCGGAAUAUACUAAGUAUUCAUCAGAUGAAGCGAUUAAUCAGAUUGAACAAGAAUACUUAUGCUUUUCAAAUUAUUCAAAUUAUAUAUGCCUCUUAGGCGACUUUAAUGCCAGAACAGGUUGUGAUGAUGAUUUUAUAAUUAUAGAUGAAAAUGAACAUGGUGAAAAUAAUUUAUCUGAUUUUAUCGAAAAUCCCGUUAAUGCUCUCAAAGAUCUGUCUUUUCCUAUUAAACGUGUAAAUAUGGAUAAAGGAAAAAAUAGAUAUGGAAAUAUGCUGUUGAAUUUUUGUAAAGGUAACGGCGUUUUCAUACUAAAUGGGAGAAUGGGAAGGGAUCAAAAUUUAGGGCGAUUUACUUGUCGUAAUGCCAGUGUAGUUGAUUAUUGUAUCAGCAGUCCUGGACUUCUAAAAUCAUUUAAGGACUUUGAAGUUUUAGAUUCAAGUAAAUUAUUGUCAGAUGUUCAUAAUCCUAUUUCUGUCACUUUUAAUUGUAAUAAAAAUGUGGUAAAUGACCAUGCAGAAAAUGUUGAUUGUAAUAGUCAUUAUAAUACUGUUGAGAAAACAAAUAGAUGGGAUUCUGAAAAGAUAAAAGAUUUUCAAAAUAAUAUUGACGUUGAAAAAGUUUUGGAAUUAGAAUACAAACUUUGUAAUACUGAUUUGAAUGAUGUUAAUAAAAAUGUAAUUAAUACAUUUAUAGGUGAUUUAUGUAACAUUUUUGUCAGGUGUGGGCAAGCUACUUUUGGUAUCUCUUCCGUAAAACGGAAUAAAAACAAAGGUAAAAGUGGAAAUAAAAAUAAACCAUGGUUUGAUGUGGAAUGUAAAUUUGCGCGCCAAAAUUACCGAAAAUUAAAGAGACGAUUUAAGUCUAAAAAUAGUUGCCAAAACCAUUUAGACAUGUUAAAUGCCGAAAAAAUUUAUAAAAAGGUUCUCGAUAACAAAAAAAGAAAUUUUAGAAAUGAUCUUUCAAACAAAAUUCAAAAUUUGCGUGGCAACAAUCCGAAAGAAUUUUGGAAAAUUUUAAAUAAAGGAAAGAAGAAAAAGCAACCGGAUAUUGAUAUAGGAAAAUUACACGAUUUUUUCAAAAAGUUAAACGCUGCACCGGAAGAUGAUCAAACUGUGCGUUUUCCCGACAUUGAUCCCAUGCAAAGUGAGCAGCUAAAUGAGAAUAUAAAUUCGCCUUUCUCACAAGAUGAAAUUCUUCGGUGCAUUAAGAAACUGAAGAAUGAAAAAGCUUGUGGAGAAGACGAAAUUAUAAAUGAAUACAUAAAAUCCACAUCUACCCAGUUUAUUUGUAUUUAUGAGAAACUCUUUAAUAUUAUAUUCGAUAAAGGCUUAAUUCCACAAAGUUGGCUUAUUGGUACUAUUAAACCAGUAUAUAAAAAUAAAGGUGACUCUAAAGAUCCAAAGAACUAUAGACCAAUCACUAUUGUUAGUUGCUUGGGAAAAUUAUUUACUGGAAUACUAAAUAAAAGAUUAAAUGAUUUUUCAGAUGAAUUUAUUAUCAUACAAGAAAACCAGAGUGGUUUUCGCCAAAAGUAUUCUACUACAGAUAAUAUAUUUACCUUAUAUUCUUUUUUUGAAUUGUUGAAAUGCAAGAAGAAGAAGUUAUAUUGUGCCUUUGUAGAUUUUGAGAAGGCAUUUGAUACUGUAUGGCGAGAUGGUUUGUUUUAUAAAAUGCUAUUGAAUAAUAUAAAUGGUAAGAUGUAUAAUGUAAUAUUGAAUAUGUACAGUGAUAUUAAAUCUCGUAUAUCAUAUAAUUAUUGUUAUUCGGAAUACUUUGCUUGUGAUAAUGGUGUACGACAAGGGGAAAACUUAUCACCUUUCCUAUUUUCAUUAUUUUUGAAUGACUUAGAAAAUUUCUUAGUCAGUAAAAAUAUCACAGGACUUCAAACUAUUUCAGAAGAUUUGGAGAGAGAAUUGGAAAUAUACUUAAAGUUUUUUAUUAUUUUGUACGCAGAUGACACGGUAUUGCUGGCCGAAACAGCACAGGACCUGCAGACUCAACUCAAUGCCUUUCAUGAAUAUUGUAAGGUUUGGAAAUUGAAAGUAAACGUUGACAAAACCAAAGCUUUAGUGUUUGGUUUUGGACGUUUGCCCCAAAAUCUCAAAUUUUCUUACAAUAACACUAACAUUGAGAUCGUAAAGCAGUGUAACUAUUUGGGAAUUAUUUUUACUAGAACGGGGAACUUUAAUAUGACAAAAAAACAUUUAUCAGAUAAGGCCUUAAAAGCCAUGUACGAAGUCCUGAAAAUGGGAAGGAUGUAUCAGCUCUCCAUUAAAUGUCAGCUAGAUCUUUUUGACAAAAUUGUCAAGCCCAUAUUGUUGUAUGGGUCUGAAGUAUGGGGUUUUAGUAAUAAUGAGGUAUUAGAAAAGAUACAUUUGAAAUUCUGUAAAUUACUUUUAAAUCUAAAAUCCUCAACACCAAACUAUAUGGUUUACGGGGAACUAGGUCGCCAUCCGGUUGACAUAGAUAUAAAAAUUCGAGCAGUAUUAUUUUGGGCAAAUUUGAUAUCCGGCAAACAAGCAAAGUUUUCCUGUAUAUUGUAUCAACUUUCUCGCCAUAUGAAUGUUCAUUUUAACAUGCAGACUAAAUUGAUUCUUUUUGUCAAAAAAAUAUUUCAAGAUUGUGGUUUUUCAUUUAUAUGGGAAACACAAAAUUUUAUAGAUAAAGAUUGGUUAAAAACUGUAAUAAAGCAAAGACUGUUAGACCAGUUUCUUCAGAAUUGGAAUUCGCUAAUUCAAAUUUCGCCAAAAGCUAUUAACUAUAAAAAUUUUAAGAAAAACUGGGAAUUUGAGGAAUAUUUUAACAUUUUGAACUUUAAAGAUGCCGUUGUUCUUUGUCGAUUUCGAACCACCAAUAACAAAUUGCCGAUUGAAACAGGAAGGUGGCAAAAAGUACUGAGAGAAAACCGUGUUUGUCAUCUAUGUGAAAAUCGACAAAUUGGUGACGAAUAUCACUAUCUAUUGGAAUGUAAUUUUUUCGAUCAAAAACGUACAGAGUAUUUAUCCUCCUAUUUUGUGCAACGACAUAAUACAUUUAAAUUUUUGGAACUUAUGUCGAGUACAAGAAAACCAGUCCUGAAGAAACUUUGUUUAUUUAUAAAACAUAUUAAUACUUGUGUUUGUCCUCCUGGCUAGAGACUUCUGUAACCUCUCUCCUUGUUUUGUAUAUAUUGUAAAUAGUUAUUGUUGUUAUCUCUGUACUGAUGUUAUG